This is a messenger RNA of Silurus meridionalis, 7180 nucleotides long. RefSeq names its product FYVE and coiled-coil domain autophagy adaptor 1b (gene fyco1b). Gene Ontology annotation, biological process: plus-end-directed vesicle transport along microtubule; positive regulation of autophagosome maturation. Gene Ontology annotation, molecular function: metal ion binding. The transcript has 18 exons. Lineage: Eukaryota; Metazoa; Chordata; Actinopteri; Siluriformes; Siluridae. The coding region runs from base 175 to 3912 and encodes 1245 amino acids. Gene Ontology annotation, cellular component: autophagosome; lysosome; late endosome. The record is from RefSeq and is a predicted model, not a curated record.
GUCCCGCCUCCCUGCAAAGAGGUUGACUUGUUCUAUCUUGUAAAUAAAUCUAUAUGGAGGAUCAUCUUUCCUCUCGGAAGUACAAUCCUCCUUGUCUCCUGUCCCUGUUUAUCCCUGAAUAUACAGCACAGUUUGUAAUGACAGUGUAACCCUCAUCCCUCCUCCUGCUGCACCAUGGCGCCCGGAACAGUUGGUGAAAAUCAGCUCCAGAGGAUAAUCAGAGAUCUGCAGGAUGCGGUUACUGAGUUGACCAAGGAGCAUGCAGAGAGUGGAGAACCUAUUACUGAUGACAGCCCCAGUCUUCACAAGUUCUCCUCCAAACUGGAAUACCUCCUGCAAUUUGACCUGAAAGAGAAAUCUACUUUUAUGGGCAGUAGGAAAGACUACUGGGACUAUUUCUGUGAUUGCUUGGCCAAGAACAAAGGGACUAAUGAUGGUAUUCGCUUUGUCAAAUCCAUCUCCGAGCUAAAGACGUCGCUGGGUAAAGGUCGAGCCUUCGUCCGUUACUGUCUGGUGCACCAGAGGCUGGCCGACACCCUCCAGCAAUGCCUGAUGAACCAGAGAGUCACAUGUGACUGGUACUACGCCCGCAGUCCUUUCCUGAAGUCCCAUCUCAAUGUCGACAUCAUCAAUCACCUGUACGAGCUGAACGAGAUCCAGUUCGAUGUGGCGUCCAGAGGAUACGACUUGGACUCCGAGUGGCCUACCUUUGCCAGGAGAACAGUGGCAUCAGCAGUGCCAGGUGCCCACAUGUGGAGACCUCCCAGCCGCUGCUCUAGUGUCAACAGUAUCGUCAGCAGCUUCCCGCAGCAAGUGCCGGAUUUUCUCCCAGGGGCAGAUUUGGACCUUGGAGAACUCGGAGAACUCUCUUGUAGUGCUGAGGAUGACCUGCGGGUCGAACUUGACCAGUCAGAGUUACGACAACAACGACUUCAAGAGCAGGUUCACCGGCUUACUGGAGAAGCAUCCGAAUUAAAGCAGGAGGUUGCUGAUCUCCAAGUGAAGCUACUUGCUGCUGAAAAGGCACCCAGUCUAGAGGCUAAAGUGGAGAGGGCCGAGGACUGGCCAAAGGAGGAUGAGAAGGAAAGAACUGUUGCGAUGCAGCAGGUUGAUGAGCUCCAAGCGACGGUCCAUCGCCUCAAAGAGGCACUGUCUUUAAAAGAGCAGGAGUCAAAGGACAUGCAACGCUCACUGCAAGAAAGAGUCGAUCAGCUCGAGGAGGUAAAAAAGAAAGCACAGUUUCAGCUUGAUGAGCUUCAACAGCAAAACCACAAAUCAAAGGAGGCCCUAGAUACGCAGGUUGCAUCACUGCAGGAGCAGUUGAAAGCAAAGGAAAUCAAGCUCUCGAUCAGCACUCAGAAGAUCCACCAGUUAGAAAACCAAAGUCUGGAAAGCCAGAGCAAGAAGCUGGACGAGUACAAGUCUCAGUGUGUCAGCUUAAUGGAGAUAAAUGCCAAGUUGGUUAGUACGGUAAAGAGGAGCGAGGAAAGCAACAAGGAGCUGGCAAAUUCCAAAGCUGCUCUGGAGAGAGAACUGACCUCUUUGAAAGCCUUUGAGAAGCAAAGCAAGGACAAGUUGGCUUCCACUGGGUGUUCAGUGGUGGAGAGUGAGAAGUUGUUUUUUGAGGAAAGCCAGCAUCUUAAGGAGAAAACCCAGAAAGCUGAGGCUAGUAUAAAAGAGGGUCAUGGACCAAGUCCCAAGGAAAGCAAGAAAGUAUUUCACCAAGAACAAACUAAGCAGACAGAUCUUGGUAAAGAUCUCGACCUAACCCAGCACUCUGAAACUGGAGAAUCAGCUUCUAGACUAGCAUUAGCUGAAGCCCAACUAGACCUAAACAUGAAGGAGGUCUCCAGGCUCCAGGAGGAAGUUGUCAGUCUUCAAGCCCAGCUCCAAAGGACUAUAGAAGAUAGGAUGAAGAUCCAAGCUUUGCAGGAGGUGACUGAGGCCUCCAGGGCUGAUCUUAGUGCUCAGACUGAGCAGCUCAAGUCUCAGGUUGAGCAUCUAAAUCGUCAAAAUGUAGAUGAGCUCCUGCAUUGUAAGGAAAAGGAGGAGGUACUGAAGAAGCAAUUAGAUUAUGAAACCCAGGCUUAUGCCAACCUACAGACCGAGGUGAACUGCAUGAGGGAGGAGCUGGAUGGGCUGAGGAUGCAGAGUAGCGCCCUUGUCCUGAAGAACGAAGAGGCAAAAGAGUCCCUUCACAGAGCCAACACUGAAAUCGCAGAGCUGGGUAUCCAAGUGUGUACCCUGACCAGGCAGAACGAAGAGGCAAAGUUGUUCUGUGAAGAACUCUCAACCAAACUGCAGAAGCUGCAAGGGCAGAAGAAGUGCUCGCAGACCCUCAGCGACUCUUUGGAGACCCUGAAGAAAGACAACUCUCAACUCCAAGAGAAGGUGAAAGAAGCAGAGGGUCUCACAAUCGCCAUGAAAGAACUCCAGAAGAGACUUGAGGGGUCGCAGGAAGACACCAGGAACUUGCGGAAAAGCAACCAGAGAGAGCUCAGUGCUCUUCGGCUUCAGCUGAGUGAGGCAACCACGACCCACCAAAACCAGAUGAAGGUUUUGAACGAGGAACUUCUGGGCACAAGGUCUCAGGUGGAAAAAGAGAAGGAAAAAGUGUCAGCCCUGGAGAGCAGACUGGCAGAACUUGAGGCCACUAACACCAGCCACAGUGAGACACUCGAUGAGACAAAGGCCUGCAUUGCUAAAUCUGAGGUGCUGCUUCAGCAGAAAGAGGAACAGCUCCAGCAAACACAGAGCGAUUUGGCCAUGGCUCAGGAGGAACUUGCGCUUAAACAGAAAUCCUGUCAGGACCUGAGCGAGAACCUGCGCAGGAUGGUCUUGGAAAAGGAGUCGAGUGAUCUCAAGACGUCUGCAGAGAUAGACGAUCUUUAUCGCACAAAGAGAAACCUGGAGGAAAGACUUAUCGAGCUUAUUCGGGAGAAAGAUGUUCUGUGGCAGAAAUCAGACGCUUUGGAGUUUGAACAGAGGCUGAGAGCUGAGGAGCACUCGGGCCGAGAGCUUCCUUAUUGCGCCGAUUGUCGCACCCAGUUCAGCUGGUGGAUCCACAGAUACACCUGCAAGCUGUGCGGUCGGCCGUUUUGCUAUUCCUGCUGCAGUAACACAGUGAGCAGCCAGCAGGGCGGCGCUAGAGAGCGUUGCUGCAAAGACUGUUACACACGACACGCCGAAGCAGAGGAACUUGGAAGUCCGUCUCGGGGGUCAUACAGCCCCCUGUGUUCGACCCCCACCAGGGCCUCUAUGCCCAGUGUCACAGUGGCACCGCAGUCUUUCAGGCCAGACGACGCAGCGUUCGACAUCAUCACAGACGAGGAGGUGAACUGCGUAUACGAGGGCGACUCGCUGCUCUACACCACUGCUCUGUCUCCAGGAAGCGGGCAGCAUGGGAUCCACGAGAUCAGCAGCAGUACGAGCGGCGGUGACCUCACACCGGACGAGUCGGAGGAGCUGCCGAGCUCGGUGCAGGACGCAGAGAUCUGCCUGCUCAAGUCUGGAGAAGUCACGCAGACGGUGCCGGUGGGCCUGGAGGAGAUCUCCAACUCACGUCAGGAGUUCAGCGAACUCUUCAUCAAGUCGAGCUGCUACAGUGUCAUUCUCAUCACCGUGGUUACCGCUGGACCCACCAUCAGCUGGGUGUUUUCUUCUUCACCAAAGAGCAUCUCGUUCAGCGUGGUGUACAGAGAGAGCACAGAUAUUCCACUGGAGCAGGCCAAGGUCCUGAUCCCCUUAACCAGGUGUAACUCCCACAAGGAGACGAUCCAGGGCCAGGUGAAAGCCCGCAACCCCGGACAGUACUCGCUUAUCUUCGACAACUCGUUCUCCAGGUUCAUCUCGAAAAAGGUGCAGUACAAACUGAGCGUAGAGCAGACGGUCGUCUACGAUGGCAGCGAGUGACCGCGGAACAGGGCAGCACUCGUCAGACGCACAUCCGCCCGUCUGUCUGUCUGUCUCUCUGUCUGUCUGGGUGAAGAGACUCCUGGUGAAAAUGAAGAGUUAUAGAAUUGCUUUAGCGUUUUCAGGACGGCUAAUCUAGCUUCCGUACGGCCAAAUUAAAGCGAGACGCGAGAGAAGGCGCAACGAGGGUGCACUACAAACCAUGAUGCGCUUCAGAUAUUUAGUAUAGCGCUAUAUUUUAAACCCAAAUCUAUUUUUCACAUUCUAUACGACCGAUUCACGCGCAGACGGAACGUCCCGAGUGUUUCGAAGAGCUUUCUGUUUUAUUUACGCUCGAAAAUAAAGACUCUCCUCACACUAAAAUAACGCUACAGAGAGUCUAUGCACAGAAAGGUUAAUGACGGCACAAGCUUUUUGUCUUUUUUUUUUUUUUAUCAGACAGCACAAACACUCCGACUCGUUAUCUCAAAACGGCGGUUCCGCAGGUUUUCUCGAGCACCUCCGAGCGAUUGCGUGCAUCCCCGAGACGAGCUGCGGAAUCGUACCGAGCACAAGCACGUUAUAAUAAAGUCACUUUUUUAUUUAUUUAUUUAUUAUUAUUAUUAUUUUUUUUUUUUUUUGCCGUUUUAGUGCCAUGUAAAAAAUCUAAAAUUGUGGGAAUAAAGUCAUAAUGUUUUGAGGAAAAAAAAGUCAUAGCAGUACGAGAAUAAAGUCGAAAUUGCAAGAUUAACAUCGUUGCAAUAUGGGAAGUCGUAAUAUUUUCAGAAGACAAGAAUAAAGUCAUAAUAUCUUGAGAGAAUAGUCAAAUUUACGAGCGUAAAGGUCAUAGCAGUCCGAGAAUAAAGUCGAAAUUACGAGAAUAAAAUUGCAGCGAUAUGAAAAUAGUCGUAUUGGUUUGAGAAUGAAGUCAGAAUUACGAGAAUAAAGUUGGAAUAUUUUGAGAAAAAAAAGUACAAAUAAAACAGUAACAGUAGGAGAAUAAAGUCUAAAUUACCAGAAUUAUAUACGAGAAUAAAUUUUUAAGUAUAAAGUGUAACUUAUGAGAAUUAAUUGGGGCAAUACAAGAAUAAAAUCAUUAUAGUUUGAGAAAAAAGUCACAGUACUACGAGAAUAAAGUCGCAGUAUUUUUUUUAAGAAAAUUAUGAAAAGCCAUAAGAAGAUUCUGUAAGUACACAGAGCUGAAAUACUGUAUUCUUACAGGGAGCACUUUUCUUUACAAACAGCCACUUAUUUAGGGAGAACAGAUUUGUGUUUGCCAUGAAUUUCUGGAGAAGAGAACCUCAGAACUGGGCGAACGCCACAAAUGCCACUUUAUGUGGAUUUUCCAUGUUAAUUUUAUGCAAAACAGUGAAAUGUUUCUCGUAAAUUCUGUAUUUUUUUUUCUCAAAUGUUACCACUUUAUACGCGUUAUAUUGCUACGACUUUAUUCAGAAAAUGUUUACUUUUGUCUCAAAAUAUUUAGAAUUUUUUUUUUUUUUUUAUUACUACGACUUUUUCUCGAAAUUUCGAUUUUAUUCUCAAAAUAUUUUGAAUUUUUUUUCUGGUAUUACUACGACUUUUUUUCGAAAUUUUUUUUUUUAUUUUUUUUUUAAAUAUUUUGACUUUUUUUCUGGUAUUGCUACGACUUUAUUCUUGAGAUUUUUACCUUAUUCUUAAAAUAAUUAGACUUUUCCUAAUGAUAGAUUUUCUUAUUUUUUUAACGUGGCACUAAAACACUAUCGUACAUUUCGGUUCCGCUGAUGUGAGGAGGAUAUUAUUAUUAUUAUAAUAUUAAAUAUCUGCUUUGCUGCUUUGGAUCCAAAUGAAACCCCCUCAAGAUCUGUAACUCGGUGAGCCGAACCAAGUCGGACCCGAAAUUAUUUUAUUAUUAUUACUAUAGACGAUGAUUUCUACUCAUGAGUUUUCGAAUCAAACUUCAACGUUUCACAGUUUUUAAUCUUAGAGGUGUUUGGUGCACGACAUGUACACGCUUGUAGUUUUGCACUGUAGCUCGAAGGCUAACGAAAGACUCGCACGCAAAUUUUUUCAGGAAUCGUUUUUAAAAAUCGUUUAUAAUCGACGCUGAACGUGUGGAAAAUUCCCUGCGGGUUUGUAGAACAGUUUGCAUUAGGCUCCGCCCAUAAAACUCCAUAUACGUCUAAACUCACUGAGGUAAAAAAUUCUUUCAGUGUUUUUUAGGCUACUCUUUUUUUCCGUAAUUGAAAAUCCAGUCUGGUUUAUUUUAACUGAAUAGAUUUUUAGUAUUUAAUUAGGAUUUUUAAAAGCGAUUUUAAGCUUUUGGUGGAGAUUUGGAGUUCUUCUCCAUUCAACAGUUUUACAAUAGAUUUGUUCGAUUAUUUCGGCUCGGUCAGGAAGCGUUCUCAUUCCUUAAUUUAAAUUUCCUAAAUUUAUACAUUUCUAAAUGUCCCCAGAAAUCUUUCUGACAGAAAUGUUUUUUUGUUUUGGUUUUGGUGAGCAAUCCCUAGAUGAUGAUGUUGAAGAAAAUCUUUCUCAAAUAACACAAAGAAACCAAUAGUAACUCAACAGUAGCACAAAACGACAUGAUUGUCGUUGACGUGGAAACUCUGAGAGGCGGAGUCUGUGGGGGGCGUGUCCAAGAUGGCUGCUCAUAUAACAUUUAUAUCCUUCUUUUUAGGGUUAAUGCCUGAAUCACAUCAGAACGUGUGUAGAUUUAUAUUAUGUGGACUAAAGUUUGUGGACACUUGAGCGUAAAAUUUGGUAUAUUUUUCGAACAAAUCUUCCAUUUUUAGUUCCCGUUGUUCGAAUAUCCUCCAGUCUUUUGGGAAAAUGUGGAUUUUGUGGAGAUUUGUGCUCCUUCUGAUACUGAUGUAGCCUGAGGUGCACUAUAGAGCUCUGUAAUAGGAGAUCUUCCACAAACAUUUCCUCCCACAUCCAAAGACGUCCAAUACAAAUGCGUGCCUUCAACUCUGUGGUAAAAAGUUUGAGAUGGAAGCACAUAUAGCUGGAAAAGUCAGGCGUCCCAAUCAUUUUGUCCGUAUAGUGUAUUUUACCGAGACGGAUCUGUGUUUGCGAGAGUAGUUUUGCACCAGUGUACCGAGUUUGGAUCUUUUCUCCAAUCCUUUCCUUCUGUUACUUUUUCAGAAAUGCACUUUUCCAACUGUUUUUUUUUUAUUUUUAUCAAUACGUUUACUGACCUUUUAAAAUGACACUGGGAUUAAAUACACAGGGCUGCUGAUUACACGUGGAACGCGUUUUUCUUUUACGGCGCGGUCACGUGACUGUAAUAAAUCGAACCGAUUGGGAAUAA